AUGUCUAAGAGCAUCGUGCCAACAGUGGAAUUUCUAUUCGACAUUCAAAGCCCUUGGGCAUAUAUUGCGUCAACGCGUAUAUCGGCAAUAGCUAGAAGAACUCGUGCAAAAAUACUAUGGACACCAGUUUCACUGAGAGAAACUAAGGCGCCUAAGCCUAGGGCAGCAUUCGCAUAUUCUCAACUUGACCUUAAACGAGCCUUGUAUCGAAAUAAUUUGAAAGUAAUCUUUCAUCCAAAUAAUCCUGUCGAGAGUUUAGACGCUCUUCGACUUUUACACGCGACACCAAAUACACAUCGCGAACAGCUAGCACACGCACUUUAUCAUUCUUAUUGGAUAAAAAAUGACGAUAUAAGUGAUCGUGAGUUCCUUCUCGCGAUUGCAAAAGAAUUAAAUAUUCCAUCUGAAUAUCCACUUGAUACCUCGAUAUUUACAAACCCGACAAUUCAAGAACGACUUCGAGAAGCAACUCAAAGAGCCGAAGCUCUUAAUGCUCCAGAUGUUCCCUCGUUUGUAAUAAACAAUUAUCAGAAUAGUGGAAUGGAUCGAUUAUUCUGUGGUCAAGAUCGACUGCAUUUUGUGGAACUGGCGUUGGAGCAAGCUUCGCGUGGUGUAAAUUCUUUCAAAGGGUUUGAUAAUAUUGUAAAUUAUUAUCCGAGGUGUGUUAAGCGUGGUACAAAGAGUGAUAGAGAAAGAACUUUGAAAUUUUGGUUUGAUUUCGCAUCACCGUGGUCUUUUUUGGCGUAUACGCAGUUAGAGAGAAUUAGACGCGAGGCUGGUGAUAAAGUAAAAAUCGAGUAUAUGCCAUUCAUAUUAGGAGUAUUGUUUCGAGAGAUUGGAGUUGCAGAUAUUCCACUCUUAAAAAUGUCAAAGUCAAGACAAAAAUAUUGGCCGAUAGAUCUUCAGGAUUGGACGAAUUUCUGGAAUGUCGUUGAUUCGCAAUCGGAUCCAAAUCACAAACCAUUCUCAUUCAAGUGGGCUAAAGUUUUUCCGAUUAGAACUAUCACCGCAUUACGCGUUUUUCUGCUGGAACCGAAAACGAUUGAUUGUCUCUUUAAAGCAUCGUGGCAAGAUGAUAUUCCAAUAGGAACAUCCGAGGAAGUUCUCGCUGACGUAUUGAACAAAGGCGGAUUUGAUGGACCUGCAUUGAUUCAGGCCACAAAAAACAAUGUCAAUAAUGUUAAAGAUCGGUUACGCAAGAAUACUGAAUUAGCAGUGGAAAGAGGCUUAUUUGGCGCACCGAUUUUUCAAGUCGAUGAUGGACCAUUAAUAUGGGGCCAAGAUAGAAUUAAUGAGGUGGAGGAUUUACUUGCUGGGUGGAAAGAUGUUGAUCAAAAUGAUAAUGAAGUUUUUGCCAAAUUAUAG
This is a messenger RNA of Ambispora leptoticha, 1365 nucleotides long. The record is from the annotation of a GenBank genome assembly. Lineage: Eukaryota; Fungi; Glomeromycota; Glomeromycetes; Archaeosporales; Ambisporaceae.